GUUUUUCUAUGACCGAUGUUGGCCUCUCACAUGUCCGUAAACAGCAACAGGGGUAAAAACGCCACUACCUGCACCUGGCGUGGUUUGACCUUGUUCUAUUAAUCCCUCCUCUCCCACAAGGGGAAUGAGCCUAUUCUUGUUCGAUUAAUUCCUCCCACAAGGAUAUUGAGCACCUAUUCAAGAUAAUCGGUAGGAUCGUUUUUUGAUUUGUAGUAUCAUAGUAUCCCGAUUUAGAAAAUACACAUUUUUAUAUUAAUAUAUAAUAUGUUGUAUAAAUUAAAACAUAUAAUAUCGAUUUUGAUAAAUUUAAUUGGUUUUUAAUGUAAACUUGAGCAUGUUUAUUCACAUUAUUUUCAAUCCAUCUUUUUUUAAAUAAUGUUUUUUAGGAUCGUAGAUCAUAGGUAACGUAGUGUCGGGAUACCAUCUAAGAUUGCGUAAGAUCAUGUGGAAAUGAAUAGUAAAAUCAGGUUACUAUGAUUAUUAAGAUACAAGGUGAGAUCGGUAUUGUUAUGACUUCGUAGGAUUGGGAUAGCAACAACCUUGCACCUAUUAUAGUGUGGAACUAUUCCCUCGAAACCCUAUUUUUGAGAUCUUGUUUUUGUUUGGUUAAUCCCUCUCACAAUCCCCUCCAAUUCUCGUUUUAAAUUUCCCAAAAUUACAUAUAAUUUGAUAAAAUUAUCAAAAAACUACAGAUUUAGAACCAAUUUUAUCAAACAACUACAAAUUUAAGAUGGACAGCCACCAAACCACAUAUUUAGUUUUUAAAUUAUCACAAAACUAUAUGUUUUAUACCAUGUUAAGUGCAAUAUUAUAACAUUUAUAACUCUUAACAUAAUAUUAGUGGUGAGGAUUUAAACUGUAAAAUCUAUAAUUUUACUUAAGUUUUUUUUUUCGGGUCAAAAACAAAUGGAAGUCUCUCACGCACACAGACGGUUUUUGCCUUUCCCUUUUCCCUUUCCUCGCUCCUCGUCCUGUCUGGCUGUCUCUCCUCCUCCCCGCGUGGCGGCGUCGGUAGAUACCGCGUGAUUCAUCCGGCGGCGGCGAGCUCCGCCGAUGGAGAAGGUGAAGGGUCUGCUGAAGCCGCGGCCGACGCCGCAGCAGCAGCUGCGGGAGUGGCAGCGCAAGCUCCGCAACGAGUGCCGCGUCCUCGACCGCCAGAUCCGAGAUGUGCAGAGGGAGGAGAAGAACGUGGAGAAGUCUAUCAGGGAGGCUGCAAAGCGCAAUGACAUUGGAUCCGCAAAGGCUCUUGCUAAGGAACUAGUGAGGUCAAGACGUGCUGUUAAUCGUCUCUAUGAAAACAAGGCUCAACUAAAUUCAGUAUCAAUGCAUCUUGGAGAAAUUGUUGCAACGGCAAGAACUGUCGGUCAUCUGUCAAAAAGUGCUGAAGUUAUGAAAAUCGUUAACAAUCUAAUGAAAGCUCCAGAAUUGGCUGCCACCAUGCAAGAAUUUAGUAAAGAAAUGACAAAGGCUGGUGUGAUGGAAGAGAUGGUCAACGAUGCAGUUGAUUCAGCUUUGGACUCUGAGGACAUGGAGGAGGAAAUUGAAGAGGAGGUUGACAAGGUUCUUGCUUCAGUAGCUGGGGAGACUGCCUCACAGCUACCCGAUGCUGUGAGGAAACAGAGGAUAAACCAAGCUUCAACAAGCAGGGUCCCAGAAGAGCGACAAGCUGUUGCUGAGGGCGCUGAUGAUGAUGAGGAAGAUCUGGAAGAGAUCAGAGCACGGCUUGCUAAAGUGAGGUCAUAACAUUCUAACUUUGGGAGUUCCCUAGAUAACAUCCAGACCAAUCUAUGAUAGAUUGGCCUCGGUUGACCAAGUUUGAACUAGCAAUGUACUGUUGUAUACUUGUAUAGUAAACAUCCUGUAUCUUGAUCUGUCUAGAGACAAAAAAAAAUGAAUAAUGUAAUCUCCUGGUGGCUCUAUCGAGUAUCGACUUUUGUAGGAC
Messenger RNA from Oryza sativa Japonica Group (Japanese rice), 1942 nucleotides. Its product is annotated as vacuolar protein sorting-associated protein 24 homolog 1. Lineage: Eukaryota; Viridiplantae; Streptophyta; Magnoliopsida; Poales; Poaceae. The record is from RefSeq and is a predicted model, not a curated record. Gene Ontology annotation, biological process: protein transport; late endosome to vacuole transport; endosome transport via multivesicular body sorting pathway. Gene Ontology annotation, cellular component: ESCRT III complex; multivesicular body.